This is a messenger RNA of Corythoichthys intestinalis (scribbled pipefish), 3418 nucleotides long. It is a transcript of the gene ch25hl3, whose product is annotated as cholesterol 25-hydroxylase like 3. Gene Ontology annotation, molecular function: iron ion binding; C-4 methylsterol oxidase activity; steroid hydroxylase activity. Lineage: Eukaryota; Metazoa; Chordata; Actinopteri; Syngnathiformes; Syngnathidae. Gene Ontology annotation, biological process: cholesterol metabolic process; sterol biosynthetic process. The transcript has 2 exons. The record is from RefSeq and is a predicted model, not a curated record. Bases 159 to 953 code for a protein of 264 amino acids. Gene Ontology annotation, cellular component: endoplasmic reticulum membrane.
CUUUUUAAAGGAAUACUCAUGCUGACUGAAGGUGUGGCUUGUUCUGACUAUUACUACUAAACAUGCGUGUACCUAAAAGUGAAAGUGACUCAGAGCCGGUAUUGCCUACUUAUUAGCAGAGCAGUGAUGAAAAUGUAGAUCUACUGCGCUCCCCCGUGAUGAACGUGCCUUCCACGCAGCGUGGAGAGCCAUGUGGCCCGAUUCUCCAAAGUCUGUGGGACUACGUGAGGAGUGAACACGAGGGGGUCCUUCUCUCCCCUCACCUGCCCGUGUUUUGCGCUUUCCUCACCCACGUCGCGUUUUGCACACCUUUCCUGGUCCUGGAUCUGCUGGCCGGAUUCAGUCGGCGGUUUCGUGCGUGGAGGAUUUACGCCGAGGAGCCACUGCCGCCGUUUCGCGCCUGGUUGAAGUGUCUGUGGAAGUUGGCGGUCCAAUACCUGACCGUCGUGCUCCCCGUUUCCGCCCUACUCCAAAUGCCGAGAUGUCCCCUUCGACUCCCCGGGAGGUCUCCAACGAGCUGGCAGCUUUUUGUGGACGUCUUUGCCUGUUUUCUGCUUUUUGAUUCGCUCUUUUUCUUUUGGCAUCUCAGCAUGCACAGGUUCCCUUGGUUGUACCGCAACAUCCACCAACAACACCACCAGCACCGGGUUCCCUUUGCUCUGCAGGCCCAAGAUGCCAGUACCUCCGAGCUGCUCUCUCUGCUGCUGCUAGCCCGAAUCAGUGCCUUUUUGGUGAACUGUCACCCCAUGAGUGAGAUCCUCUUCCACAUCCUCAACACCUGGCUGGCGGUGGAGGACCACUGUGGCUACAAUCUGCCCUGGGCUCUGCACAGACUACUACCUUUUUUGGGCGGAGCUCCACACCACCACACUCACCAUAGACGGCACAAUGUCAACUUUGCACCCUAUUUUACCCACUGGGACCACAUUUUUGGCACAUAUAGCGAGGGCUGAAUGUGUUUACAAGUUUCAUCAAUGUAAUUUUAGAUUUUUUUCAUUUAUCCCGCAAUCUACGCAACAAUUUUUGCAUCCAGAAGUAAAAUAAUCUACAGUAGUGUGUACAUCAUGUCUACUGAAUAAAUCUAUGAGCUUGUCUCCAUAGGGACUUGCUGUUGAAUCCACAAGUAGAAAAUGAAAUUUAACAGCAACAUUACCGCGCUAUUUUCAUCAUCAGACACAGGAAGUUUCAGAUGUCCAAGUUUGUCUGGACUUGAGCAGGGAGAAGGCAUUCGACCAUUUCCCUCAGGGAUUUCUGGGGGGGUGUUUUCAUAGUAUAUUCUACCACCAUAUGGUACUACAGACGAUUCAGUGCACCUGGAAUCAGAGUUUGUUUCGCAUUACUCUGCCAAGGCUUCUCUUUAUCACUAAUUCAGUUCAUAACCUUUAUGGACACUUCUUCAUGCAGGAGAGUCAUUAAGGGCCAGCCUGAGUACUAGAUAUCUGAUUUUUGGAGGCAAUGUGGCUCUUCUGCCUUCACCAGGCCGUGAUCGUUAACUCUGUUAGGAGCAUUUCGUAGCAAAGUGUGAAGCGUUUGGGAUGAGAAUUCUCAUCUUUAAAUCUUAGACCAUGGUCCUCAUUUGGAAAAAGGUGAGGUGCUCUCUCCAGGUUAGGACGGAAACUGUCAGGAUGCGUGGACAAGGUGGACCCAAAUGCAGAGAAACAGGAAGGCGAGGCAAGGUGGUGACCAACUCAAAAAUGUUUUAAUAAUCUUAAAAACAAAGUUCAAACAAAAGUCAAGGGGAUACAAAGCAGAAAGGCAAACAAGACUCAAGGUACUCACAAAAGGUAUCAAAACAAACAGGAACGAGGGCUUGGACGGAGAAAUAGACACUGGGAUUGACAUGAAAUCAACACUCGCAAAGACAUUUGGAUAGACAAUGACCCAACAAGAACAGAAAGCACAUGGGGAACUUAAAUACAGACAUGGGGUACUGAGACACUUGCCACGUUUACAUGGAGCCAAAUAUUCCAAUUACAAUCGGAAUAUUUGUUCAAACCGAAUAAAUGUGUUCCAUAUAAACACCUCAUUCGGAAUGAACAGGCCCAAACCGAAUGGAAUUUCAUUCCGAUUCACAGGGGUGGAAUAUUCCUUUUCCCAAACCGAAUAGAAGUAAAAUUAUAUCAUGUAAACAGGGAAGCGGAAUGGUGUCUGGUUGCGUUCUUUCUGCACAUGCUCCGUACUGACGUGGUGACGUCACUUGGUGACGUAAGUAACGUCACUUGCAACAUGGCUUCCAAGCACAGCGCACCUAAUUGGAGUCCGGCGGAAAGAUAGUAUUUAAUUCAAACUUUAAAAUAAUUGAAUAUAAUUGCUCGCUUAUACGGGCAUAAAACGAGGAACAGUGAACUAUAUUAAAAAGUUCACGAGAGGUUACACGAAGCCGGAAUAGACCGGAGCGUUGACCAGAUUAGAAAUCGGUGGAAAACGCUGACAACCGGCUACUACAAGGCAAAAGAGCAAAACAGCAGAAGCGGAUACGACACCACAAACACAACAAGUGGGUUAAAGUUAAAACAGCAGCACUCUGACGAUCGAUCUCCAUGUUUUGCAACGUGACGCUUUGUUUUGAUUAAUCUGCGCAUGUCAGACGGCAGUUGUCAAACAUCCUUUCGGAAUAAAGGCAGACACAUGUAAACAAUGGGUCGGAAUAGAUGAAGUGACAUGUAAACAGCCGAUCUGAAAUUUCCAUUCGGAAUUAUUUGAAUCGGUAUGAAUAAAAGUCAGCAUGUAAACGUGGCUACUGAGACACCGGUGGUUGAUACAAGAGGCAGCAGAUUGGUCAAGACACAAGUAGCAGGCCACAACAGUUGAAAUCAAUGGGUAAUCACAUGGACAAGAAUCGUUAUGGCACAAACUGAACAGAACUUAUUGUCAACCAUGACAGAGGGCCACGGAGACAACCCAGGACACGCUAGAGACAUGUUUCCCGACUGGCCUGGGAACGUCUCGGUACCCCUCUGAUGGGGAGAAGAAGAUGGAUGGAUGGAGUUUUAUGGAUUGCAACAUCAUGAACAACAACUGUGUUUUGUACAAGCCAAUUUACCAGCUAAACUAAUCAGACUUAAAUAUAAAAAAGUAACAAUGGCAGCCAAUGAGUUGAACACAACAUCAGCAAUAGAUGUUCAAGCUGCCCUUCUAUUAUUAGAAGCAACUAUCUUGUGCUUUCAAGUUAGCAUACCAUCCAAAUAUAAUUGUUUUUAUGUAUUUCUCUUGCAUCGAGUGGGCAUUGUUCCAAAUGUAAAAAGUAUUUAUUGCACAUAUUUUAUCACAUAAAGUGUGAUUUAAUAAAGUCAGUGUUCUCUUUUGUGUCACAGCUGUUUUUAACCUUCUGAUGUAUUUGAUUAGUUUGUGGAAGAUUCAAACAGAACGAAGAACACAGCUCACAUUUCUAUUUUUCUACCUCCGUUUAAGAUUUCUG